Erigeron canadensis is the source of this 2130-nucleotide messenger RNA. RefSeq names its product long chain acyl-CoA synthetase 4-like. Gene Ontology annotation, cellular component: membrane; endoplasmic reticulum. NCBI's taxonomy places the organism in Eukaryota, Viridiplantae, Streptophyta, Magnoliopsida, Asterales, Asteraceae. Gene Ontology annotation, biological process: fatty acid metabolic process. Gene Ontology annotation, molecular function: long-chain fatty acid-CoA ligase activity. The transcript has 19 exons. The coding region runs from base 115 to 2094 and encodes 659 amino acids. The record is from RefSeq and is a predicted model, not a curated record.
AGGAGUUAAUUUGAUUAGUUAUGAUCAGAAAAUCUCUCCCUGUGUUACCCUCAUCAGCCAGGCAUUAUCAAACUACUGCAUGCAUAAAACAAUAUCAAUAAUCAUUAUAAUAUAAUGGAGCAGAAGAAAUAUAUCAUAGAAGUUGAACCCGGCAUCGAGGCCAAAGAUGGACGUCCAUCGAUGGGACCUGUUUAUCGUAGUAUCUUUGCGAAAGAUGGUUUUCCGCCUCCCAUUGAUGGUUUGGAUUCCUGUUGGGAUAUUUUCCGCAUGUCAGCAGAAAAAUAUCCAGAUAACAAGAUGCUUGGCACUCGUGAAUUUGUAGACGGGAAGCAUGGAAAAUAUGUGUGGAUGACAUACAAAGAAGUAUAUGAUAAAGUGAUACAGGCUGGGAAUGCUAUCCGUGCUUGUGGAGUUGAGCCAGGAGGAAAGUGUGGAAUUUAUGGUGUCAAUUGUGCAGCAUGGAUAAUGAGCAUGGAGGCAUGUAAUGCUCAUGGAUUGCACUGCAUACCAUUAUAUGAUACAUUAGGUGCUGGUGCGGUGGAAUUCAUCAUAGGCCAUGCCGAGGUUUCAAUUGCUUUUGUAGAAGAGAAAAAGAUCCCUGAGCUGUUAAAAGCAUUCCCGAAUGCUGGACAAUAUCUGAAAACAAUUGUGAGCUUUGGACAAGUUACCCCUGAACAAAAAGAACAAGUCAAAAACUUUGGUUCAGCAAUCCACUCAUGGGACGAGUUCUUGGCAUUAGGGAAAGACAAAAAUUUUGAUCUGCCAGUGAAGAAGAAAACCGACAUUUGUACCAUCAUGUACACUAGUGGAACGACUGGUGAUCCCAAGGGUGUUCUGAUUUCUAACAACAGCAUUGUAACACUUAUAGCUGGUGUUCGUCGUCUGCUAGAGUCUGCUAAUGAGUCGUUAAGUGCAGAUGAUGUAUAUCUGUCAUUUCUCCCUCUGGCACAUAUCUUUGGUCGGGUGAUUGAAGAAUGUUUCAUACAUCAUGGGGGUUCCAUUGGUUUCUGGCGAGGGGAUGUGAAAUUACUGACUGAUGACAUAGGGGAGCUGAAACCUACCAUUUUCUGUGCUGUCCCUCGGGUCUUAGAUAGAAUUUAUUCAGGCUUGCAACAGAAGAUCACGUCUGGGAGUUUCUUUAAAAAUAAAUUGUUUAAUUUAGCUUAUUCAUAUAAGCUGUAUAACAUGAAGGGUGGAAGUAAACAUGAAGAGGCGUCUGUAUUAAGUGACAAACUUGUUUUCGGCAAGGUUAAGCAGGGCUUAGGUGGAAGGGUACGCAUUAUACUAUCUGGAGCAGCCCCACUUGCUCCUCAUGUAGAAGGUUUUCUGAAAGUGGUCGCAUGCUGCCACGUCCUACAAGGAUAUGGGCUGACUGAGACGUGUGCUGGAUCAUUUGUGUCACUGCCUAAUGAAAUGAGCAUGUUGGGUACGGUGGGACCACCAGUACCAAAUUUGGACGCUCGUUUGGAGUCGGUUCCAGAAAUGAAUUAUGAUGCUCUUUCAAGUACACCACAAGGGGAAAUAUGCAUAAGGGGGGGUACAUUGUUUUCAGGCUACUACAAGCGUGAGGACCUUACCGAAGAGGUCUUAAUUGAUGGCUGGUUCCAUACAGGUGAUAUUGGCGAGUGGCAACCAGAUGGAAGCAUGAAAGUUAUCGACCGCAAGAAAAACAUUUUUAAGCUUGCACAGGGAGAAUAUGUAGCAGUUGAAAACUUGGAGAAUGUCUAUGCACUUGUUCCUGCUGUUGAUGAAGUAUGGGUAUAUGGGAAUAGCUUUGAGUCAUGUCUUGUCACAGUUGUAAACCCCAAUAAGAACGCCUUUGAAAGUUGGGCCAAAACGAAUGAUGUAUCUGGAGAUUUUGAUUCCUUGUGUCAAAAUCCUAAGGCUAAAGAGUACAUACUAGGAGAGUUAACUAGAAUCGGGAAAGAGAAAAAGUUAAAAGGCUUUGAGUUCAUUAAAGCGGUUCACCUAGAUCAUGUACCAUUUGACAUUGAACGUGACCUUUUGACCCCGACGUUAAAGAAAAAGAGGCCCCAGAUGCAGAAAUAUUAUCAGAGUAUAAUUGAUGAUAUGUACAAGAGCAUGAAGCAGUGAAGGAGGGAACUUCCUUGAGACUUUAUUUGUAUUUAA